AGCUCCGACAGUGCACUUGACAAUCCACGCCCACGUCUGCCCAGCUGGUGGCAUCUUUUCUUUCUGUUGCUAUUCUUCCAAGAUACCCAAUCGCUCUCCUCCUUUUCACGCCACGGCACUCUUGCGACUGGCGCGUACUGUGCUGUCUUGGGCAAACGACGCGGGCGGCGCUGCUUUCUAGAAAAGUCCAUACCAUUCUCCUUUCCACUCUCCUAUACGCAGCCGUGCGAACCCACGACCACCCCCCGCCAUCACCAUGUAUUUGACCGCGCAAACCCUCCGCACUGCAGCUUGGUCGUCCCUCGCCCUCUCGGUAGCGCGCGCGCAAUACACAAUAGACACGCUCAGCUUCGGGAACAAGGAUGGCGUCUAUAUCUCCCCCGACAUGCGCCACAUUCCGCACUGGAACGUCCAGGGCAAGGACGAGUUCGCGCCCCAGGUCCUCUCGGAUCGCGUCAUCCUCACGCCCCCCUACCCAGGCGGCAAGCGCGGUUCGCUAUGGGCUGAGGACGCGCUACACCACUCUGGCGACUGGACCGCCGAGCUGGACUUCCGCGCGACGGGCAUGGAGCGCGGCGGGGGCAACCUGCAGCUCUGGUAUGUCAAGGAGUCGCAAGCCCAGCAGACGCCCAACAGCCUGUACACGGCGCCCAAGUUCGACGGCCUGGUCUUGGUCAUCGACCAGUAUGAGGGGCAUGGCGGCUCGGUGCGCGGGUUCCUUAAUGACGGCACAAUCGACCUCAAGUCGCACCAAGACCCAGACACGCUGGCUUUUGGCAAGUGCGACUAUGCAUACAGGAACCGCGGGGUUCUGAGCACAGUCAAGCUGCACCAUGCGGAGGGCUUCCUCGAGGUUACGAUUGACGGCGCAUCUUGCUUCAAGACCGACAAGGUCAAGCUGCCCGACAACUACUUCUUCGGCAUCAGCGCCUCUUCCGCCGAAAACCCAGACUCGUUCGAAGUCCACAAGUUCAUCGUCUCCACCACGAACUCGCACACGCGCGAGGAGCCAAACCGCCAACGCUACCCACCCCCAGACAACAGGCCCAAGCAAAACAUCCAAGAACAGCGCGACGCCCAAGCACAGCAGCAAACGCGCUCCUCGGGCUCCCAAGCCAACAUCCCGCAGAUGCUCCAAGACGUGCUCGCCAGCAACAUCAAAUCGCAAGAAGACCAGUUUGCCGACCUGCACAACCGCGUGCAGAGCAUGAGCCACCGCGUCGACGCCCUCUUCGACCUCCUCGAGAAAAGCAACCAAGAAAACGCAAAGCGCUGGGACGAGAUGCUGCGCCGCCAGGCGCCCAUGGACGACCGCUCCGGGGCGGCGAUCCGCAAUAUGGAGAAGAUUGACCGCACGACUAUGCAGAUCCUGCGCGAUCUCGAGAGCAAGGACUUUAAAGAUGCGUUGAGCCAGGUGCAUCGCUCGAUUGAAAAUUCGCAUCAGGGAUUGACUGCGAGUAUGCCGCUGGCUAUGGCGAGUAUUGCUGCGGGUCACAAACCGAGCAUGACGGCGUUCCUCUUCAUUGCUAUUGCGGUGCAGAUCAUGGUUACAGGAGCGUAUAUCGUGUACAAGAAGAGGAGGAACGGCGCGCCGAAAAAGUACCUAUGAAGUGUUUUCUCCUGGGGGUGAUGGUGCCGUUUAUUUAGUGAAGUCGCGGGCGAGCUGGGUCUCGCAUUGUAUUAUUCCGUUUCGUUUCGUCUCAUCUUAUCCUCUGUCUGUUUAUCAGCAUUUGUGGCGUCCUGGAAGAAUAGUUGGCAGAUGGAGAUGCGUUGGAGAGGCGCGACGCAAUGCAACGAAUAGAGCUUCCUUGGUUCGCAAAAGAACAGGGUCUUCUGCUGGAUAUAAAGACGGAAAUACUAUCUACCAAUUAGUGAUGAAACAUAACUUGGCC
This is a messenger RNA of Dothidotthia symphoricarpi CBS 119687, 1892 nucleotides long. Its product is annotated as concanavalin A-like lectin/glucanase. Bases 257 to 1609 code for a protein of 450 amino acids. NCBI's taxonomy places the organism in Eukaryota, Fungi, Ascomycota, Dothideomycetes, Pleosporales, Dothidotthiaceae. The transcript has 4 exons. Gene Ontology annotation, molecular function: D-mannose binding. Gene Ontology annotation, biological process: endoplasmic reticulum to Golgi vesicle-mediated transport; Golgi organization; endoplasmic reticulum organization. Gene Ontology annotation, cellular component: COPII-coated ER to Golgi transport vesicle; Golgi membrane; endoplasmic reticulum-Golgi intermediate compartment. The record is from RefSeq and is a predicted model, not a curated record.